UUUGGUAGUACCUAUACCUUCUGAAGUACUUAGGAACAAGACACUAAUUCCCGGGAAUGGUAAAAAUAACAAAUACAUACAAUCAAAUUGCUGAUUUAAUAAAAAUAGAAGGAAAAAUAUUUUAAUUCUUGUCAAUGAAUGAACGUAUUAAUGUGUUAUAACAAUUUAACAUAAACAAAUAAUAUUUUAUUAGUAAUUAGUAUGUACCUAACCAUUAAAGUGAACGGCGAGCGCAUAACUAGCUCUUCAAUGAACAAUACCGCUCAUUGGCGAUACUAACGAAAUUAUUAUUUAACAUGAGCGAAUAGCGAUACAGGAAAGUGCAUUGAGUUGGACCAAUUAUAUUAUUUCAAAACUAUCCACAACAAUCAUAGGCAUCUGCCGAUAACUUAUUAUUGUAAUCCGCGAUAAUUCAACGAUUGGCGGCAUUUCAGAGUUAUAUUUUGAAGGGAGCGGCUAAAUUCUUCCAAAAUAUUUUUGUAUUAGAACAUGAACUGAAUUUAUGUUAUCAAUACUAGUUAAUAAAUUAUCACAUAAAUUAUCAUGCGAGUCACGUUUAUUGCCGAAUUUUAGACUUAUAUAAUAUUAUUAUACCAACAAUAAAUCGAAUAAUUUUGAUGUGAUUAAAGUUUUUAAGAAGUAUUUUUUUUAAUUUGUGGCACAAAUAUUCAAUUAUUUAAAAAAUCAACCCCCUCAGGCCUCAGUAUUGGUCGAGAGUAUUUAAGAAAGCCGCACUGAUUUGAUACGCGUUUAAUGAUCACACUAAAGCGGACGGCAAUGGCAACAGCGAACUGCGAAGACAACGCUCCACUGCCCAUACGACAUAUAUUCACACCAUUGUUAUAUUUUAUGCUCACACGCACUACCUGUAGCUCUAUACCUAACCUUGUCUUAUUGAAAACAUUGAACACUCUGCAGCUGUCGUCUAUAGUGUACUGUUCGUGAUUCGUCCGCAAACAUCGCUUCGUUCGGCGUUGUUCAGUCGGUCACCUGUUCAUCGGCAUCCGUUACUUAGUGUGUAUCUGUGUUGCAUUCCGGACGUUCGCGCCGUUUAAUAUUUGUGACUACAACAUUACUAUUCUAAUACUUCGAGGUAUUUUUUUUAUGAAAACGUUUUUGAGCAAUCGAUAGCGUUUGGUUUUAUUAACCGAAUUUAAUCUAUUUCAAAUUUUACACUCGCAAAGUGCGCGUUAUUGUGAACGACUUGCAACAUGUUUGACAUUUUUGGAUCCUUAAAGGCGUUGCUGAAAAUCGACAAUGUAUGUAUCGACAACUUUGUUUUUCGAUUGCACUACAGGAUCACUGUAUCUAUCCUAUUGGGUUUCUCGAUUAUCGUAACAUCCCGGCAGUAUCUCGGCGAUCCGAUUGAUUGCAUAUUCGAAGAUCUACCACAAACCGUCAUGGACACAUACUGUUGGAUACAUUCGACAUUCACCUUACCAAAGAGGAAAAAUGGAAAAAUCGGCGAGGACGUGUAUCCGGGUGUCUCAGCUUAUGAUGAUGAUACUGACACAGUUAAGUACCAUUCAUAUUAUCAGUGGGUUUGUUUUGUGUUGUUCUUCCAAGCCAUGUUCUUCUACACACCCAGGUACUUGUGGAAGUUAUGGGAGGCUGGACGCAUGAGUUCACUAAUUCUAGAUCUUGAAUAUACAGUUGCCUUGGAUCCUGAGCAUAGGGAAUCAUUAAUAAACUAUUUUAUUAAAAACUUGCACAUGCAAAAUUUCUAUGCUAUCCGGUUUUUCUUCUGUGAAAUCCUUAAUUUGUGCAACGUCCUACUCCAGAUUUAUUUUAUAGACUACUUUCUUGGAGGUGAGUUUAGUAUGUAUGGCUAUAAUGUAUUAGUAAUGACUGAAAUGAAAACGGAAGAUCGUACGGAUAUAAUGUCUCGGGUGUUUCCGAUAAUCACCAAAUGUACAUUCCACAAAUACGGUUCAACUGGCACUAUCCAAAAAUUUGACGGUAUGUGCUUGUUGCCACAAAAUAUUUUAAACGAAAAAAUGUUUGUAUUCCUAUGGUUCUGGUUCUGGUUUAUUGCCAUAAUUAGUGUAUUAAACAUUUUGUAUCGUAUACUUAUCAUUACGAUACCCUUCUUCCGUUUAGUUUUAUUGAGAUCAAGAAUUGAUUACUUUUCUCAUGAUAAAUUAAAAACUUUAACUCGGAAAUUUUGGAUUGGAGAUUGGUUUGUCUUCUAUCAAUUGAGCAAAAAUAUCAGCCCUGUUAAUUUCAAGGAUCUUGUAUCAGAAUUGAGCAAAAAAUUUGAGGAAAAAGAUAGUGUGUAAUCGUAACUAAAUAACUUAAAACUAUUUUAACUUUAAAUACUUACUAAACCAAACAAUAACAAUUUUUAACAAUGGAAAUAUAUUUAAGAUAACAGAUUACCAAUAAUAAAUACAUCUUUUAUAGUUUUAUUAAAAUAUGAUUAUA
Messenger RNA from Aphis gossypii (cotton aphid), 2424 nucleotides. Its product is annotated as innexin inx2-like. NCBI's taxonomy places the organism in Eukaryota, Metazoa, Arthropoda, Insecta, Hemiptera, Aphididae. Gene Ontology annotation, biological process: phototransduction. Gene Ontology annotation, molecular function: gap junction channel activity. The transcript has a single exon. The record is from RefSeq and is a predicted model, not a curated record. Gene Ontology annotation, cellular component: plasma membrane; gap junction. Bases 1212 to 2279 code for a protein of 355 amino acids.